AUGAGCAAGCUACUUCUAGCUGCAGGUCUCUGUUUAACCCUUGGCAGCUUGGCAUCUUCCUCCAGACUGGGGUGUUACUUCACUAACUGGGCCCAACACAGACCUGGAGAGGGGAAGUUUGUGCCUUCAAAUAUUGAUCCAAACCUGUGCACACACCUGAUCUACGCCUUUGCUGCAGUUAAUGAUGCCAGUGAGCUGGUCCCUGUCGAGGAGAACGAUGAGGCAUUCUAUCAGUCCUUUAAUGCACUCAAAAACAGGAAUCCUAAUCUCAAAACACUGUUGUCGGUCGGCGGCUGGGCCUUUGGCACCCACGAAUUCACAAACAUGGUGUCAACCAAAGCCAACAGAGAGAAGUUCAUCCAGUCCUCUAUCAACCUGCUGAGAGAACAUGGCUUUGAUGGAUUAGACCUGGACUGGGAAUACCCUGGAGCAAGAGGAAGUCCUCCAGAGGACAAGCAGAGAUUCACGCUCUUAUGCAAGGAACUCCUAGAAGCCCUUGAGGCUGAGGGAAAAGCAAUUGGCCACCCCAGACUGAUGGUCACUGCUGCUGUGGCUGCAGAGAAGGAAGUCAUUGAUGCAGCUUAUGAAAUUGCAGAGAUUGCUAAAUACCUGGAUUUCAUUAAUGUCAUGACAUAUGACUUUCAUCGCACCUGUCAGAGUGUCACAGGACAUCACAGCCCCUUGUAUAAGGGAUCCAGUGACACUGGAGAUCAAAUUCACUUAAAUACAAACUUUGCCAUGAAGUAUUGGCGAGACCAAGGAGCACCUGCAGAAAAGCUGAACUUGGGGUUUGCUGCAUUUGGGCAAACAUUUAGGCUCUCUUCUGAUUCCAAUGAGAUUGGAGCGCCAGCAAACGGCCCUGCGACUGCAGGACGUUUCACCCGUGAGGCUGGCUUCCUGUCUCAUUAUGAGAUCUGCACUUUUCUUCAUGGGGCCAGCGUCCAUUGGGAUGACAAUAAAUACAUUCCAUAUGCCACCAAAGGAAAAGAAUGGGCUGGAUAUGACAAUGAGGACAGCUUUGAGAUUAAGGCCAGUUAUCUAAAGAACAAUAGGUUUGGAGGAGCCUUCAUCUGGGCUCUGGACCUGGAUGAUUUUUCUGGAAUGUCCUGUGGUCAGGGCAGCUACCCCCUCAUCAGCUACCUGAAAUCUCUUCUGGCUUCAGACUGCCCCUCCCCUCCAUGUGCGACCACUCCAAAUCAAGUGACUCUGCCUGAAGACACCAACCAACCAGAAACCACAGCUGGAGUCAAAACCACCACCACUGCUGCCUCUAAUGGGAUACCUGACAAUAACUUCUGUGCUGGAAAGCCAAAUGGCCAGUAUGCCUUUCAAGUUGCCUCCGCCUUCUUUUAUAAUUGUAACUACGGCAUGACUUGGAUCCUGAGAUGCCAAUAUGGACUGGUGUUUAAAGAAAGCUGCAAAUGCUGUCACUGGGCCUAA
Messenger RNA from Myripristis murdjan (pinecone soldierfish), 1440 nucleotides. RefSeq names its product acidic mammalian chitinase-like. The coding region runs from base 1 to 1440 and encodes 479 amino acids. Gene Ontology annotation, cellular component: extracellular region. The record is from RefSeq and is a predicted model, not a curated record. Gene Ontology annotation, molecular function: chitin binding; hydrolase activity, hydrolyzing O-glycosyl compounds. The transcript has 11 exons. Gene Ontology annotation, biological process: carbohydrate metabolic process. Lineage: Eukaryota; Metazoa; Chordata; Actinopteri; Holocentriformes; Holocentridae.